This is a messenger RNA of Drosophila hydei, 1893 nucleotides long. RefSeq lists its product as uncharacterized. The transcript is spliced from 2 exons. Lineage: Eukaryota; Metazoa; Arthropoda; Insecta; Diptera; Drosophilidae. Bases 95 to 1345 code for a protein of 416 amino acids. The record is from RefSeq and is a predicted model, not a curated record.
UCGAUACUUUUCUAUCGAGUAGGAGUUUUAGGCUUGACUCUUGUUGUUAGCUGCGCGCAGAAUUCAAUUCAUUUAAAAUUAAAUUACAAUUAAAAUGGACAUCAAAGAGGUGUACUGGCUGCAACAAAUCAUUCCCUUAGCUUAUGAAGCGCUCGAAAUGCUGACCAAAUUACCAACAAAACGACCAAAUCUGUCGCCAAGAAUAAUACCGCCACCGCCGAGUAAAAGGCGGCGGAACAUCGAAGUGGAAAAGGUCAAAGACAACCAACGCAGAAUUUGGGUGAAAGAGGAGAAUCUAAGUCGCGAUAUUGAUGGCCUUUUUGCUACGACUUUUUACAAGACACACAACCAGGAAGAAUUCCGUAGACGAGCCGGCAUGUCAACUCAGGCUUUCGACAUUUUGUUCAGCUUAGUUGGCGAGCAAUUGAAUAAGAACUCCAUUCGCAGGCCCAUAGCACCUGAAUGCCGGCUUUUUCUAACGCUUGUCUACCUUUCCAAUGCGGAGCGUGUGGUCGAUCUGUCGAAAGCCUUCAAAAUGGGCUGCUCCACAGUGCGUUGUAUUGUGCAAGAGACGAGCGAAGUCCUGUGGAAUACGUUAUCCGUCGCAUUUAUGCCUCAACCCAGUGUCGAUGAUUGGCGUAACAUUGUUUCAGGAUAUCAGGAGUUGUGGCACAUGCCACAUUGUCUGGGUGCCGUGGAUGCCAAGCUUCUGGACGUAUCGUACAAGAGCGAAAAUGAUAUUGUUUUGAUGGCCAGUUGUGAUGCACAGCUAAACUUCACAUGGAUGGAUAUGGCCACCGUGACCGAUGCUGUAAACAAUCAAAUCCAUUGGCAACAGGGUUUCGGCGGUCAGUUACUCAACCAAAGUUUGGAGUACUUAUUACCAGAGGAGCCCUUGCCUGGAACCGAGCAGCAGAGCAACUUUGUACACAGCUUCAUAGCUGACUCAAACUUUUCUUUGCGGCAGCAGCUGCUUACGCCUUAUCAAGAGCAACAACUGGAUGAUGAUCAAUGGCAUUUCAAUCAUCAGUUAAGAAUUGCUCUUGCUGGAAGCAUUAAUAAGGCAUUUGCUGUCUUGAUGUCACGUUGGCGUGUCCUCACCGAGCCACUGCGACAAAGUCCCAGCAAUGCAGGGAAGAUAAUUCGAGCCGCUGUAGUCCUGCAUAAUUUUGUUAAGCUACACGAUGAUAGCUAUUGCUCAGUGAACUAUUUGGAGGAGGUGCCAAAAUGCUCCGCCAAGCAUCAAGUGCCCUGUGAUUGGCUUGUCAACUCGCAGCAAUCACUAGCUAAUUGUAAAGCAACACUUCAAUUACGCAAGAGCAUAACAAGAAUUUUAAGCUGCUAACUGGAUUCUACAUUUACUGAGGACCUCUUUGACUAUUAACGAACGGAUGAGCAGAGGAUUAUUCUGUUUAUAUUGGAGUUUAUGUAAAUGUAAAGAGUGGAUAUUUUGAUGCGGCUGAAGCUGCUGCUGUGCAGAAGUGAUAAAAGAAUUGUUAUCUGCAAUCUAAAGGAAAGGUGGAGAACCUUAUGAAUGCAAAUUUGUUGCUGGAGAUACUAGGCAAUAUGUCGCUGAGGAUUCCACCUAAGUGGAGUAGUUGCUUAAGCUCGAUCGUCCAAACUGUAAUAUUUAAAUAUAAUCUCAAUUCGGAUCAUGUUAAAUGGUGCUAUUGGAGUUCAAUAAGUCAAUUUGAUGUCGAAAGCUUAUUCUGCCAUUAAAAGCUAUAUCUAUAGAUUGCCCCAUAUUAGACUUUAAAUGUGUUGCUAUCUAAUCUUUUUAUUUCGAAAUAGACAAUCGAUUUAUUUGUUAAGAAUUGCAGUCUACUGUUAUUCCGUAAUAAGACAGUUCUUUAGAACAUGCCCAACUCAAAUAUGAAGUUAUUUAUGAACUUG